Lycium barbarum (goji berry) is the source of this 5572-nucleotide messenger RNA. RefSeq names its product protein FAR-RED ELONGATED HYPOCOTYL 3-like. Lineage: Eukaryota; Viridiplantae; Streptophyta; Magnoliopsida; Solanales; Solanaceae. The record is from RefSeq and is a predicted model, not a curated record. Gene Ontology annotation, biological process: regulation of DNA-templated transcription. The transcript has 8 exons. Bases 2607 to 5150 code for a protein of 847 amino acids. Gene Ontology annotation, molecular function: zinc ion binding.
CCCUCUACCCCCCACCCCACCCCUCAUCCCUCAUAUUACGAUGAUGAACAUUUGUAUAUCAACUCUUACUAAGACAAAAGUAUUUGCCCUUUAUUUAAUUAUGAUCCUGACGUUUCUAUUUUCUGUUUAAGUCAUUUGAAUUAUGAUAAUGUAACGACUAUGCAAACAUUAUUUCUAAUCGGAUCUUCUUUUAGAGACGAAUGUUUAAGGUUUAUAUGCUAGAAUUGGGUUGUCCUAGUAUUUUAAGCUUGUAGCUUCUUCUUCUUCUUCCAUUUCUGUUACUAUUAUAUAUUGUUUCUUGCACUUCAAUUAGCUAUAUUGUUUUGCUCUAGUUACUGUCCCUUCUUUGAAAUGUUUUUCCUUGAGCCGAGGGUCUAUCAGAAACAACCUCUCUACCUCCCGAGGUGGGGUAAGAUCUUCGUACAAACUACCCUCCCCAGACCUCACUUGUGGGAAUACACUGGGUAUGUUGUUCUUGUAUGCUAGAAUUGGGUUAGUUAUGUUAACAACAUUUUUUUGGAGCUAUCAUUUUAUUUAUUUAUUUAUGAAGCUGUGACAGAUGUAAUUUAUUGUUUAUUAUAUACAAGAGUUGUAUCUGGAGUUAGAGUUGGCCUCGAUAACUUGAUUAUGUUUAUGUUCAUUGUGACAAACAAGGCAGUUAUUGAGUGAAGCGAUAAGCAAUUUUAGUUAUCACCAAAUGUUGAAUUAGAUUUAGUUGUCAGCCUGUACAUUUAGGAUUAAUCUACUAAUCAGAGUCUGGAUUAGUGAAAAGAAUUAUAUUGAUCCAAAUUGGGUGAUUUUUUUUUUUUGGAAGGAAGUUAGUAUUCUGUUUGACAGUUUGAGUUAAUGUAUAUAGCCAAUUGUAAUAGCUGAAUAUCAUUAGGUUGUGGUUGUUCUUUCUUGUAUAUUUCGCAGAAUACUAUCUGAUUUUCUUUAAAAAGUACCUUUACUGGGGGAAGAUGAGCUAGACUAUCGGCUCUUUCGAGAUAAGCUGGUCUGGCUGUUGAAAAGAAGGCAAUCAUCAUAUGAGAACAUGCAAGGCUAUGGAGUGAAUUUACAAAAUGAGUUCAAGAUGAAAGGUAGAGGCUAAGUUUGUUGGACUCAACUAAGAUAAGAAACAGAAAAAAUAAAAACUUAAUCUGAAUUCCCCACUGGAACUUGGAGAAGUAGUUGGUAAAUUUUAAAAGUUCCUUCCUUGAACACCCAAUUUAUCCUGCAGAUGUGCAAAGCUUUGUAUUACUCAGCUGAGAAUACUACUCGAGGAUAAACAAUGAUAAACACGUGAAUGUUUGGUUAUAUUUGUCUGGGAGACCUUUCUCUUCCACUGUUGCAACUUGCAAAGAAGUUCCCUUAGUAGUACCAUAUCACCUCAUUGGAAAAAAAAGUCUUGAAUUUUAAUUGAGCAAUGUUAUUAUACUUUGUUUAUUUGUUUAAGAAAAUUUCUGCAAGAGACAAUGUGAGAAGAGUUUAUAAGUUAAUGAAUUUGAAAGAACGUGGAAUUAGCUUUCGAUCUCUUCUCUCUUCACUUUGAUACACUUGGUUCAAUAUGUUACAUGGUAUUAAUGAUCGCAUUUCUGCUGUAUGGACUUGUUUAACAUCUUGUUAUCCAUCUUUUUGGUUUUUUGGUGGCAAACAGUUAUGAACUUUGGAUUGAGAUCAAUUCAAAGUUGUGCUUUGCCUUUUUGUUCAUUCAAAGUAAUGGUCACAAGACAAGCUCCAUGUGUGUGGUCUAGCGGUUAAUGAAGCUGGAGUGGACCAUGGGAGACUGGCGCUCAAGUGCUCUGUUAUUUUAGACUCACCUUUGAAUGAUCCCUCUUUUCAUUUUACGCGUCACUCUUUCCUUACUAGUCUAUUUAAAAUAGAAUGAUAACUUUCUAUAUUUGGAGGUAGUUUAACUUUAAACUUCCAUUUUAUCCUUGAUCACAUGUUUUUGUAGCCACAUAAAUUUCACGACAUUUUUAAGACCACAAAUUUCAGAAGUUUCUCUUUCUUUCUUAAACUCCACGCCGAGUCAAACACCACCACAUAAAAUGACUCAGAGGAAGUAUGUGUCGUCACUCAAGUGCCAUGUCGAGGUCUGCAUUAGAGGGGAGGGGAGAGGGCUAAUUGCUCGCAUCACAGAGAUGGCGAAGUGAUCUUAUUCUAUUUAAUCUGCAGGUUGAAUGUGGUUGGAUUUCAAGUAAGCACUUCUGAUAUAUAGACUAGAAGCUGCAAUUUCAGUCGCUCUCACCUACUGGUGGAGUGUAUACAAUUAUAUACCUUUCUUUUUCUGUCUAAAUUUGGACGGAGGCCUUCUAUAUCCAAAUGAAUCAAAUCCCUGAUGGAUUCGAUGUGGUAACAGCUUGAUGCAGAUCCUCCGUAUUAUGGAUCUUCAGUGUCCUCGAAAAAUGCCAUACAAUCACUCUCUAUGCCUGCUGGCUGAAUAAGAAUUAUUCUAUGUUUUCGCAGAGAUGUUUUGGGCUACUUAUUGUAUCUUUCUGUGCUUAUUGAAUAAGAAUUAAUUCUAUGUUUUCGUAACCUCUUACUGGAUAAGUUCUCCUCUAAUUUUUCUUGACGUUCAGGUAUCAGUAAAAGAAAAGUCAAUAGGCAUUCAUUUGUUUAGCAGCAUGGAUAUAGAUCUUCGGCUGCCUUCUCAAGACCAUGAUAAGGAAGAAGAAGAACAAAAUGGAAUUAUAAAUAUGCUUGACAAUGAAGAAAAAAUGCACAGUGAUGAUGGAAUGCAUGGGAUGUUGGUUGUUGAAGAGAAGAUGCAUGCAGAAGAUGGAGGGGAUAUGAACAGUCCCAUAGGAACUAUGAUAGAGUUUAAGGAGGAUGUGAACCUUGAACCGCUGGCUGGCAUGGAAUUUGAGUCACAUGGCGAGGCUUAUGCCUUUUAUCAAGAGUAUGCUCGGUCGAUGGGAUUCAAUACAGCCAUACAAAACAGCCGUCGCUCAAAGACAUCAAGGGAAUUCAUUGAUGCAAAAUUUGCAUGUUCUAGAUAUGGAACGAAACGGGAAUAUGAGAAGUCUGCAAAUCGACCACGUAGUAGACAAGGAAACAAGCAGGAUCCAGAAAAUGCUACUGGUCGGCGAGCGUGUGCAAAGACAGAUUGCAAAGCAAGUAUGCAUGUGAAGAGAAGGUCCGAUGGGAAAUGGAUAAUUCAUAGAUUCGAGAAAGAACAUAAUCAUGAACUUUUACCUGCCCAAGCUGUUAGUGAACAAACAAGAAGGAUGUAUGCCGCAAUGGCAAGACAAUUUGCUGAAUACAAAAAUGUUGUUGGUCUGAGAAGUGACACAAAAGGUCCAUUUGACAAAGGUCGAAAUUCAUCAAUGGAAGGGGGAGACGUAAAUGUUCUGUUAGAGUUCUUCAUUCAGAUGCAAAAUCUUAAUUCCAACUUCUUUUAUGCUGUUGAUGUGGGUGAAGAUCAGCGUUUGAAGAACUUGUUUUGGGUUGAUGCCAAAGCCAGGCAUGACUAUGCAAAUUUCAGUGAUGUUGUCUCUUUUGAUACUACCUACAUCAGAAACAAAUAUAAAAUGCCCCUGGCUCUUUUUGUUGGGGUCAAUCAGCAUUUUCAGUUCAUGCUUCUUGGAUGUGCUUUGGUCUCUGAUGAGAGUGCAGCAACAUUUUUUUGGGUAAUGCGGACAUGGUUGAAGGCAAUGGGCGGUCAGGCUCCCAGGACAGUGAUCACCGAUCAUGAUCAGGUAUUGAAGUCGGUCAUUUCAGAGGCUUGGCCAUCAUCCCUCCAUCAUUUCUGUUUGUGGCAUAUCCUGGGAAAGGUGUCUGAAACACUGAAUCAUGUCAUUAAACAGAAUGAAAAGUUCAUGCCAAAGUUUGAGAAAUGUAUUUACAGGUCAUGGACAGAUGAGGAGUUUGAAAAGAGGUGGAGAAAACUAGUUGAUAGAUUUGAACUCAGAGAAGCUGAAUUGAUCCAUUUGCUGUAUGAAGAUCGUGUGAAAUGGGCCCCUACAUUUACAAGGGGUGUACUUUUAGCGGGAAUGUCAACGGUCCAACGAUCAGAGAGUGUGAACUCUUUCUUUGACAAAUAUGUACAUAAGAAAACCACCGUUCAGGAGUUUGUAAAGCAAUAUGAAGCAAUAUUGCAAGAUAGGUAUGAGGAGGAGGCAAAGGCAGAUUCUGAUACGUGGAACAAACAACCUGCUUUGAAAUCCCCAUCACCAUUUGAGAAGCAUGUGGCAGGCCUUUAUACACAUGCUGUAUUUAAGAAAUUCCAGGCUGAGGUUUUGGGUGCAGUUGCUUGCAUUCCUAAAAGAGAGAAGCAAGACGAGACAGCCAUAACAUUUAGAGUUCAAGAUUUUGAGAAGACUCAAGAGUUCAUUGUUACAAUGAAUGAAGUGAAGUCAGAAAUAUCUUGUAUAUGUCAUUUGUUUGAAUUUAAAGGCUACUUAUGCAGACAUGCAUUGAUAGUUCUCCAAAUAUGUGGUGUUUCCUCUAUCCCAUCGCAGUAUAUUUUGAAGCGAUGGACAAAAGAUGCCAAGAGCAAGUACUCUAUGACAGAUGGAUCUGAAGAUGUGCCAUCAAGGGUCCAGAGAUAUAAUGAGCUAUGUCAUCGCGCAAUGAAAUUGAGUGAAGAAGGGUCGUUAUCUCAAGAGAGCUAUAGUUUUGCUCUUCGUGCACUUGAUGACGCUUUUGGGAGUUGUGUAACUUUUAAUAACUCAAAUCAGAACAUGUUGGAAGCUGGCACAUCAUCAGCCUCUGGUCUUCUCUGUAUUGAAGAUGAUAACCAAAGUAGGAGUAUGAGCAAGACAAACAAGAAGAAGAAUAACUUUACUAAGAAACGGAAGGUGAACUCGGAGCCUGAUGUUAUGGCUGUUGGGACAGCAGACAACUUGCAACAAAUGGACAAACUGAACUCCAGACAUGUGACUCUUGAUGGUUAUUUUGGCCCGCAACAAAGUGUUCAAGGAAUGGUACAGUUAAACUUAAUGGCACCAACUCGUGAUAACUACUAUGGAAACCAACAGACUAUUCAGGGCCUUGGACAGUUAAACUCUAUAGCUCCUACACAUGAUGGCUAUUAUGGUGCUCAGCCAACAAUGCAUGGGCUGGGGCAAAUGGACUUUUUCCGCACUCCAAGUUUCCAAUAUGGCAUCCGGGAUGAACCCAAUGUAAGAUCUGCUCAAUUGCAUGACGAAGCAUCUAGACAUCCCUGAGGAUCACCUGUCAUCAAUUAGGAAAGAGUGGGAAUAUUUCAACUUUCAUUACCGGCUAUUGAUGGAAGUAGUACAACCAAUGAAGAAUCUUGUAGUGUGUGUGUGUAAAACAAAAGGAAUCAAUGUAGGCAGUGCUUCUCCUUUCCUUUUUUUUUUUUCUUUUUGCUUUUCUUCCUAUUUACAUUUGUUCGUUGAUAAAUCAGCCUUUUAAUCUCUUUCCCUUCAAUUUGAUAUUAGAGCUCAAAGAGAAAAUACAGCUCUAAGUUAAUUUCACCUGUAAAGGCUUUUGUGGGAUGUAUUAGUUACAAGUAGUAAAGAUCAUUGAGGUGAAGAUGUAUACCUUUCUUCUAGUUAAGCAAAUGGGUUGUAAAUGUAGACAGUGCCUUUUAAUCUAACUUAUUAUUUUCUCCUUUGUUGAUAAA